UAGGAAGGCAAGGCCCUGGAUGAGAAUGGCAAGACGAGCAUUCCAAAAGGACAGACCCUGAUGAUUCUCUCUGGGACCUCCAGCAGAAGAACCCGCCACUCAAGAGCUGCAGCAGUUUAAGUAUAUUUAGUCAUGGAAAGUAAUGAUGACCCCGAUGAAGAUCACCUUACAAGUUACGAUAUUCAGCUCAGUAUUCAAGAAUCCAUUGAAGCCAGCAAGACUGAAUUUUGUCCUGAAAGAUUUGUACCACUAAGUGAUCAAAACAGAAAACUUGUCAAGGCCAUAAAACAAGGUCACAUUCUUGAGCUCCAGGAGUAUGUGAAAUGUACAUAUGCGUUAGAUGAAGCGGAUGAAAAAGGAUGGUUUCCAUUGCAUGAAGCUGUUGUUCAACCCAUUCAACAAAUACUUGAAAUUGUCCUGGAUGCAUCCUAUAAGACACUCUGGGAAUUCAAGACCUCUGAUGGAGAAACACCAUUGACUUUGGCAGUCAAAGCUAGUCUGGUGGAAAAUGUAAGAACUUUACUAGAAAAGGGAGUAUGGCCAAACACCAAAAAUGACAAAGGAGAGACACCUCUUCUGAUUGCUGUAAAAAAGGGCUCCUAUGACAUGGUGUCGGCUCUGCUCAAACACAAUGCCAGCCUUGACCAGCCCUGUGUCAAGCGAUGGUCAGCAAUGCAUGAAGCAGCCAAACAAGGCCGCAAAGACCUCAUAGCUCUGCUACUGAAACACGGUGGCAGUGUCCACCUAAGAGAUGGCUUUGGAGUCACACCGUUAGGUGUUGCUGCUGAGUAUGGUCACUGUGAUGUGCUGGAACACCUAAUCCACAAAGGGGGUGACGUGUUCGCUUUGGCGGAUGAUGGGGCCUCAGUGCUGUUUGAGGCAGCAGGAGGGGGCAAUCCUGACUGCAUUUCUCUCCUGCUGGAAUAUGGAGGAAGUGGAAAUGUGCCUAACAGAGCAGGGCAUCUUCCUAUACACCGAGCUGCCUACGAGGGACAUUACCUUGCACUGAAAUAUCUUAUCCCAGUAACAUCCAAAAAUGCAAUCUGGAAAAGUGGGCUAACACCAAUUCACUCAGCAGCAGAUGGGCAAAAUGUACAGUGCUUAGAAUUGCUCAUUGAAAGUGGUUUUGAUGUCAAUACUCUACUUGCUGAGCACAUUUCUGAGAGCUAUGACGACAAGAGGAAGACUGCGCUGUAUUUUGCCGUUUCUAAUAAUGAUAUCCAUUGCACAGAAGUUCUUCUGAAUGCAGGUGCAGAUCCCAACUUAGAUCCCCUCAACUGUCUGCUUGUGGCAGUGAGGGCCAAUAAUCACGAAAUUGUCCGGCUGCUUCUCUCCCAUGGAGCUAAUGUCAAUUGUUAUUUUAUGCACGUGAAUGACACUCGUUUCCCCAGUGCCAUUCAGUAUGCCCUAAACGACGAGGUAAUGCUGAGGCUGUUGCUGAAUAAUGGCUAUCAAGUGGAGCUGUGCUUUGAGUGCAUGCACGGAGACAUCUUUGGGAAUUCAUUUGUGUGGGCAGAGAUAGAGGAAGAGGUGCUGCCAGGAUGGACAUCUUGUGUAAUAAAGGAUAACCCGUUCUGUGAGUUUAUUACAGUUCCUUGGAUGAAACACCUGGUAGGCAACGUUGUUCGUAUAUUAAUAGAUUACGUGGAUUACAUCCCUCUGUGUGCUAAGCUGAAGUCUGCACUGGAAGUACAGAGAGAAUGGCCAGAAAUUCGUCAAAAACUAGAGAAUCCUUGCUCAUUAAAGCAUUUGUGUCGGCUAAAAAUCCGAAGACUUAUGGGACUCCAGCGACUCUGCCAGCCAGCCUCAAUGGAGAAGCUUCCUCUACCACCAACUAUUCAAAAAUACAUAUUAUUUAAAGAGUAUGAUCUCUAUGGACAAGAGCUAAAAUUGCCAUAAUUUAAAAAUAAUAUUUUAAAAUGUGAUUUUAAAAAUACUUUAAAUGUGAUUCCGUAAGAGCAUUUCUUGGAAUCAUUUUACAUCCUUAAGUGUAUUUAAAUCCAUUGUAAUUUUAUAACGGGAUCCUGUGUUCUUAUGAGAACACCACACUUUACAUCUUUAAAGACCUUUACAUUGUGAUUUUUUAAAAUUUAAGUAU
Molossus molossus (Pallas's mastiff bat) is the source of this 2098-nucleotide messenger RNA. It is a transcript of the gene ASB15, whose product is annotated as ankyrin repeat and SOCS box containing 15. Gene Ontology annotation, biological process: intracellular signal transduction. Bases 133 to 1899 code for a protein of 588 amino acids. Lineage: Eukaryota; Metazoa; Chordata; Mammalia; Chiroptera; Molossidae. The transcript is spliced from 11 exons. The record is from RefSeq and is a predicted model, not a curated record. Gene Ontology annotation, molecular function: protein binding.